Messenger RNA from Neodiprion virginianus, 3195 nucleotides. Its product is annotated as facilitated trehalose transporter Tret1-like. The transcript is spliced from 5 exons. The record is from RefSeq and is a predicted model, not a curated record. Lineage: Eukaryota; Metazoa; Arthropoda; Insecta; Hymenoptera; Diprionidae. Gene Ontology annotation, cellular component: membrane. Gene Ontology annotation, molecular function: transmembrane transporter activity. Gene Ontology annotation, biological process: transmembrane transport. The coding region runs from base 674 to 2338 and encodes 554 amino acids.
GUACGAUUGACUCAGUAGCGAUCAAAGAGUUGUGCGAGCGAAUCGCACGCGAUUCGACCGUUAAGGACUACAGCCACGUGACAUUCAAAUAGCGCAAAAAUUGAGGAGGAAGAACUCCGAAAGAGUGACGUUAUCCGCGAUAAUCGACAUUUACCGAAAGUUAUUAAAACGAAAAAAAAAGAAGUAGUGAAAUAUCGAGAAAGAGAAGCAAGUGUGGCUACGUUGUCUUUGACGGUUGAUUCAUACCCUUAUACAGUUUGGUUGUGGCAAAGGAAAACUCUUGGAGAUUUAUACUGCAGCGUAGAAAUAAUAAAAAAUUUUAACGACUCUGCUGUUCAAUCGUUUAUCGUCGAUGCCGCGAUUAUCCAGCAGCAAGUUUUGAAAAAAGAAUUUGAUAUACCCAAGAAAUAAAAACGCUGAUAAAGAACAAAGAGGAAAAUUUAUAGUACCAGCCCAACGCGUAAUAAUAACUGCUACAAACACUGUUAUAGAUAGAACAACGUGAAAUCUACCGAAUACUUUCGCAAUCAUAUCCGCGCUACUAUGUGCCAAUAAAUAAAUCUAAAACUAUGUGUACUAAUAUUGCGAAUACUUGAAGCUAUUAUAGACGCAGCAAAUUGCCAUCGAGGGAAAUUGUUCACAUUCACUCUUACAGACGUGAGUCUCCGUUGAUAUGAUAGCCGAAGCGAAAUAUUGGUGGAAGAUAUUUCACGUCAAUGAAUAUAAAUCUAUCCUCGCCGCGCUGGCCGCUCACUCCGGGCAAAUAUCGGUUGGGCUUUCCCAGGGGUUCAGCGCCGUCCUGAUUCCGAAGCUCCUCGAGUCCGGUUUCGCAACCGAGUCCGAAGCCUCCUGGGUCGCCUCCCUCGGCAUCGUUUCAAAUCCAAUCGGCGCCCUGGCCGCUGGCAUCGCGGCGGAGCUCUUCGGCCGUCGCGCCGUCGUCGCCUUGGCGACGCUCCCCCAUGCCGCUGGAUGGCUCUUCAUCGCCCUGGCGACCAACGUCCCGCUCCUCUACACCGGCCGUUUCGUCAGCGGCCUGGGCGCCGGGAUGGCCAACGGGCUGUACCUCUACGUCAGCGAGGUCGCAGCGCCUGAACAACGCGGUUGGCUGGCGAGUUCCGGGCCGGCGGUCGUCUCCCUUGGAGUCCUGAUGGCCUACAGUCUGGGUGCCUUGACCACGUGGCAAAGGGCUGCUGCGAUCAGUAUCGCCCCAGCGAUUGUGUCGCUUGCUCUGGUGAGACUCCUUCCGGAAACGCCGGCCUGGUUAGCAGCGAAGGGUCGAACGGCCGACGCGAGAAAGUCGUUGCUGUGGCUGAGGGGUCCGGGGGUUUUGACGGAAGCGGAACACAGCGAGCUCUGCAAGUCUAACGUGGAGAAUCAGCGAAGGGCAGGAGGCGGCCUCCUGAAGGCGCUCUACAAGCCGAACGUGUGGAAACCGUUUCUGACCUUAUUCUUCUUCUUCGCCCUCCAACAGUUGUCAGGAAUAUACGUGAUCCUCUUCUACGCGGUCACGGUCCUCCAAGACAUCGGCGUGAGCAUUGACGAGUAUGCGGCGAGCGUCGCGAUCGGGGGAGUCCGGCUCUUCUCGGCGAUACUUGGCGCGGGCCUCGCCAGGUCCGUGGGGCGAAAGAAGCUCGCCUGCGUCAGCGGCCUGGGAAUGGCGGUGUUCGCCGCAGGCGUCGCCCUUUCGAUGAGGUACGCCAUGCCCUCCUGGGUCCCCCUGAUGUGCAUCGGGGGCCACGUUGGUUUUUCAAUGAUCGGCUACCUCACACUGCCUUGGGUGAUGACCUCGGAGCUUUACCUGCUCCGUUUCCGGGGUCCUCUGAGUGGCCUGACGACGGGACUCGCCCAGAUGAUGACCUUCGCUGCUGUCAAGACGUACCCCGACUUGCGGACAGCGAUUGGCCUUGAGAUGACCAUGUGGAUAUUCAGCACUUCGGGACUAAUCGGUGCGAUAUUUGCGAUGACGAUAUUGCCCGAAACGAAGGGUCGAAGUCUUAAUCAAAUCGAGAACGAAUUCGCCAAGAACACCCAAUCCGAGGUAACCACCGUCGAUGUGCAAUCUCGGAUAAGAAACAACAGCCUUCCGAGGUUCAGGUCCGUUUCCGAGGACAGAUCACACGGUGAUCCCGUCGGUAUUCAAAGUAGCGCCCACUGGAGGAACGUCUUUGCGUAUGACAAUCUCGGGCUCGACGUCACCCUUGAUAAUCCUAAGAAAAUCAAGGAGGAACAUGGGAAAGUUCAAUCUAUCUUGGACAGUGGUGAGCCCAGUAACCGAAAGAUAUCGGUAGAAGGUGGGCAGGUCAACGCAGCUUCCAGCUACGAGCAUGUCUACGUAUGACAGAAAAAAUUUACCAUGUGAUCUCGUCUCAUUGUCAACAUUUUACCACCGCGCACAUUAAUCGUGGUGUUUAUCCACUUGCAUAAUAUCGUACGCAGUUUGUAGCCUAUAUCUUUUAGGUUUUUCACCACGGGCUGCGGAAAUACUUGUAAGAAUUUUUCUAGAUGCAACAGGGUUGCCCGCUCAAGCAUCGUCGGACAUUCUCCUUGAGCAUAUAGAUCUAUACUGUCCUUGUGGAACAAAAAGUUCUGUACGAUAAGAGAUUUUAUUCGUCACGUGAUCCGCAACGUUUGGCGUGGUAAUAAUUUUUGAUUACAGAAAGAAACCUAGCGUUUGACUUUUAACGGAACGAUACGAUUAUUUUCACGGAAAUAUUGACAACCGCCACUCUCGAAUUUUACUACAAAAAUACAAAGACCGUCAAGUAAUUUUAAUAUGCAGUAAUGUUGACCGCCGAUCAUUGAAACGACCCGUUCGUGGAAUCCUGUUAAUUUUUUAGCUGAUCAGUAUUAGGUAAGAAUGAAAUGAAUAAAUAUACAAUUAAGUGUUUCGUAUACAUAUUGAUGUGUACAGAGUACCCUUACUAGGUAUGUAUACCUACACUUGGGAACAGUUUGUCGUCCAUAAGGAAUCCAAUUGGUAUUCGGAAUAUUUAUUUGUUAUCGUUAAAUUGUUAUAACUUAUUUAUAUAUGGUAUAUGAUGCAUCACGGCAAUUGGGCGUGAAUAUGCGCAACAUAUAAGAGUUGAUUUAAAUUAGUAUAUUUACUUUGAAUCUGAAACGUAGAUAUAUUUGUCACAAGUGAUACCUAGCAUAAGUGCAUAAAUAUAAUUUAUUAAACUCUUAUCUCAAUACUUA